GACUCGUUGGGUAAAAAAAAGACCGAAACUUACGGCAUACGGUCCCCUUUAAAUUUAACAUUAAUACCGGGCGUUACGGGGCAUUUCGGGAUCGAGUGAAGAAAGGAGCUCUCAGUCUACCGUCCGAAGAUGGAUUUCCCUGUGUUUGAAAUUCGUUUCCCUAGCAGACCCAACAGCGUGGUGCGUUUCCUACUUACGCCGAGCUGCGAAUACGAACGGCAGUCUUUCCGCGUGUUGCGAAUUUUGGUGCAGCGACACAUUCCUCGACAUGAAUUUUCUCUGAUUUGGUCAAAUAAUGGCACACUGUCGCUUUGUGAUUCUCAGCUGGAUCUCAAUCGGGCUGUUGAUACUGUGCUGGCAACUCGGCGCAAAUCCGACGAGGAUCCCACUGUGGUGCUGGUGGUCAUGGAAAUCGCUCGGGCAGAAUUAUUUCCUAUGGCACCUAAAUACAGCAAAGCCGUGGUGCAUUUCAAGAAAAAAAUGGAGAAGCGAAAGGCAACUCCUUUGUCGCCGCCUGCCGUUAGUAGCAGCGCGGAUCUCUCUGCGGAAGAUGUCGUUGUGAUUUCUGACUGCGAUGCGAACCAGACACAGUCGCCCGGUCGUAGGGCCAAAAACAUUAUCAGAUAAUUCUCCCCGCUGUGCUUCCAGUAAAAGAUGGUGGCAUCGGUAUCUGGAAAAGCGGCAAAGAACGGAUGCGGUCGUCCUACUGCGGAUUCUUCGAUGAUUUCUGAAGGUGCACUCAGGUUUUUUGGAAACCGGUAAAAAAAAUCUGGCUAAACGAAAGAACAAGGAGACGGAAGAUUCGAAAGUUUGUCAGUAUUGCGGUCUUGAACUGCACAGCAAGCAGAGCAGAAUUCGUCAUGAAAGAAUCCAUACUGGUUGUUUCGAUUAUAAUUAUCGUUUCCUUAUUUGAGCACCAAUGUAACCAAAGGCGUUUCAGGCGAGUGCCCAUUCACGUGUGAAUUGUGUGGAAAAAUUUUCGGUAUCCUGAGCAACUUCGUUCACACAAAAAGAAAAUCCACGAUAUCGGUACCAGCAUUGCCAGGCGGACUCUGGAUCAACCAAAAAACAAAAAUCUGAAGGGAUUAAAUUCUUUUAAGAAACCGCAGGCGGUGUUUUCGUCCAAAUUUUCAAGAGUUCCUGGUGUAAAAAAGAUCAUCAAAAAGAAAAAUGGAGGCGCUCCAGUAUGUCCUUUGUGUGGAAAAGGUUUCUAUAGUUUCGGAAAUAUGAAGAAACAUCUCAGAGAUAUUCACGGCAAGGAUGUUUUUAAACGCACCUAUAAUAAGAAAACGAAAGCUUAUGAUACUGGAGCGACCCAUGCGCUUGAUAGUUGUUCCAACGAUGACAACGUUUCUUACGAUCUUCGAAAAACGGUGGGCAGGGUGUCCAUGGCGGCUGCUCUGCAGUUUUCCCAUGAUUCGAAUGCCCAUGGCAAUCAGAACUUUUCGUGGAAGCAGCAUGGUAAAGAUUUCAGUGCCAGAAACAAAAUGCUCCUGCAGAUGGACGAGAAACAUGCAGUCACUGAAGAUGAUUGGCAGUCGAGUUCUGACUCCGAAGCUGAAGUUCCUCAACCGGCGCAGACGAAGAAGGCGAAGCGUACGAAGAAGGAGAAGCAUGAAAAGCCUUCCAGCUCCAACCGUGCUUCGUAUCUGUGGAGACUGAUUUGGCGCCUGCUGGAUAGUCCGAUGUUUUGUCCACGUGCGGUCCGAUGGGUUAAUAAGAAGAACAAAGAGUUUCAAAUCGUAGAUAAGGAGAUGUUGGCCAGGGUGUGGGCGGUGGAGCGGGGUCAUAGUUCGGAUACCGUGUCCUUAGGCGUUCUUAAUCGGUGUUUUAAGAACGCUUGCCGCAAUAAGCAUAUGGUGUGCAUCAGCGGAACCCGUUAUGUUUUUCGUUUUGGACCAAACGCCACAAAACCGGUAUGAUUUCAGAAAGGGUUCUUAAGAUGGUCUCACAUAACCCACCUUUGUUGUUUCAUAAUUUUGCAGCAUUAUUGCGAUUAGCCAUUUUUUCAGGCAGUUUUGUUGAUAAAUUGAUCUUUUUUGUACAGUACUGAAAAUGACAGUUCGCGGUUUACGAUUUUUGCGACGAUGUGUUCAAUGCUCAAGCUUAAACUGCCUUGUAAUUUUGUAGGGAAUUGUUUCUUUGCUCACCAUGAGAACUUUUUUGUUGUAAAUUUAGGUUGUUUAAGCUCAAAUUGAAUAAAAUUUCGUUGUUACCGUA
Molecule: messenger RNA, 2220 nt
Organism: Paramacrobiotus metropolitanus
Lineage: Eukaryota; Metazoa; Tardigrada; Eutardigrada; Parachela; Macrobiotidae
Product: ETS-related transcription factor Elf-1-like
Exons: 12
Coding region: 1227-1922 (231 amino acids)
Biological process (GO): regulation of transcription by RNA polymerase II; cell differentiation
Cellular component (GO): nucleus
Molecular function (GO): DNA-binding transcription factor activity, RNA polymerase II-specific; sequence-specific DNA binding
Source: RefSeq, a predicted model, not a curated record